GGCCUCCCAGAGGGGCAGGGAUCCGGGCGGUCCGGGUAUCCGGGCGGGACGGCGUCCCGGCCGAGCGUGGGACUGGGGGCCCGGCCGAGCGGGGUGGAGGGGCCGUCAGUGUUCGGGUGAACUGUCCGCUGGCCCCGGUGCCCCGCGCCAGGCCGGGGAUCUGACCUGUCGAAGCUCUGGUGCAGGGCUUCCUGGGGACAGUGGCAUGUCGCAGAGUCGUGGGCUGGCGUCACUUACCUGCAGUGGCUGAGAUUCCCAGGUGUUCGGAGGAGAUUUUGUCUCCCACUCGCACAGCCGGUGUGCCAGCAGCCUCUGUGCCCUCCUGCGAACAGGCCAGCAUGCCCAAGAUAGCCCUGAGGGGUGUGACCGUGGAUUUCCCUUUCCAGCCGUACAAGUGCCAGGAGGAGUACAUGAGCAAGGUCCUGGAGUGUCUGCAGAAGAGAGUCAACGGCAUCCUGGAGAGCCCCACCGGCACGGGGAAGACGCUGUGCCUGCUCUGCAGCGCGCUGGCCUGGCGGGAGCACCUCCGCGACGCCGUUUCGGCCCGCAGGAUUGCUGAGAGAGCGCCCGGGGAGCUCUUCCUCGAUCACACCUUGUCGUCCUGGGGGGCUGCCACUUCAGAUGGAGACACCCCAGCUUGCUACGCGGACAUCCCGAAGAUCGUUUACGCUUCCAGGACCCACUCGCAGCUCACUCAGGCUGUCGGCGAGCUUCGGAAGACGUCCUACCGGCCUAGGGUGUGCGUGCUGGGCUCCCGGGAGCAGCUGUGCAUCCACCCCGAGGUGAAGAAGCAGGAGAGCAGCCACAUGCAGAUUCAUUUGUGCCGAAAGAAGGUAGCGAGUCGUUCCUGUCAUUUCUACAACAACACAGAAGAGAAGAGCCUGGAGCAGGAGCUAGCUACCACCAUCCUGGACAUCGAGGACCUGGUCAGAAGUGGGAAUAAGCAUAGCCUGUGCCCAUACUACCUUUCUCGGAGCCUGAAGCAGCGAGCCGACAUCAUCUUCCUGCCAUACAACUACUUGUUGGACGCGAAGAGUCGCCGAGCCCACAGCAUUGACCUGAAGGGGACGGUUGUGAUUUUUGACGAAGCUCACAAUGUGGAGAAGAUGUGCGAGGAGACGGCGUCCUUUGACCUGACCCCGCAUGAUUUGGCUUCAGGACUGGAUGUCCUAGACCAGGUUCUUGAGGAGCAGACCAAGGCAGCCCAGCAGGGCGAGCUCCACGUGGAGUUCAGCACAGCUGCCCACCCAGGGCUGCACCUGGAGCUGCAAGACCUCGCAAAGCUCAAGACGAUCUUGCUUCGCCUAGAGGGGGCCAUCGAUGCUGUUGAGCUGCCUGGGAACCACAGCGGCGUCACCAAGCCAGGGAGCUACAUCUUCGAGCUGUUUGCCGAGGCCCAGAUAACGCUUCAGACCAAAGGCUGCAUCCUCGACUCCCUGGACCAGAUCAUCCAGCACCUGGCAGGACGUACGGGGCCGUUCACCAGCACAGCAGGCCUGCAGAAGCUCUCGGAUAUCAUCCAGAUUGUGUUCACUGCAGACCCUGCUGAGGGCGUGCCCGGUUCCAUGGUGGGACCUGGGGUCUCUCAGUCCUACAAGGUACAUAUCCACCCUGAUGUCGGGCACCAGAGGAAGGCCCAGCGGUCAGAUGCCUGGAACACCACAGCAGCCAGAAAGCAAGGGAAGGUUCUGAGCUACUGGUGCUUCAGCCCCGGCCACAGCAUGCGAGAGCUGGUCCGCCAGGGCGUCCGCUCCGUCAUCCUCACCAGCGGCACGCUGGCCCCCGUGUCCUCCUUGGCUCUGGAGAUGCAGAUCCCUUUCCCCGUCUGCCUGGAGAACCCACACGUCGUCAGCAAACAGCAGAUCUGGGUGGGGAUUGUCCCCAAAGGCCCCGACGGAGCCCAGCUGAGUUCUGCCUUUGACAGACGGUUUUCAGAUGUGUGCUUGUCCUCCCUGGGUAAGGCGCUAGGCAACAUCGCCCGCGUGGUCCCCCACGGGCUCCUGGUCUUCUUCCCUUCCUACCCCGUCAUGGAGAAGAGCCUGGAGUUCUGGCGGGCUCAUGACUUUGCCAGGAAGCUGGAGACCCUGAAGCCUGUGUUUGUGGAGCCGAGGAGCAAAGGUGGCUUCUCUGAGGUGGUGGACGCCUACUACAAACAAGUCGCUGCUCCUGGGUCCAGCGGGGCCUCUUUCCUGGCCGUGUGCCGGGGGAAGGCCAGUGAGGGCCUGGACUUCGCGGACAUGAAUGGCCGAGGUGUGAUUGUCACGGGCCUGCCGUACCCUCCACGCAUGGACCCCCGAGUUGUUCUCAAGAUGCAGUUCCUAGACGAGCUGAAGAGCCUUGGUGGGCCUGGAGGCCAGCUCCUCUCGGGGCACGAGUGGUACCGACAGCAGGCGUCCAGGGCUGUGAAUCAGGCCAUCGGGCGGGUGAUCCGGCAUCGCCAUGACUACGGGGCCAUCUUCCUCUGUGACCACAGGUUCACCCAGCCAGAUGCCAGAGCCCAGCUGCCUUCCUGGGUGCGUCCCCACGUCAAGGUGUACGACAGUUUUGGCCACGUCAUUCGGGACGUGGCCCAGUUCUUCCGUGCUGCUCAGAAAACAACGCCUGUGCCGGCUCCACUGCUCGCUGCCCCGAGUCUGGAUGAGGGACAAGGUGCUGUCUCAGCAGCCAUGUCGCCUGGCCCCCUCUCCACCAGGAAAGCCAAGAGUCUGGACGUGCAUGUCCCCAGCCUGAGGCGGAGACCCACAGGAUCGCCAGCCACGGGGGACACCGAGAGCAGCCUGUGUGUGGAGUACGAGCGGGCGCAGGGCCUCACGCAGCCGAGGCCUGUGGGACUGCUGGCCGCCCUAGAGCGCAGCGAGCAGCUGGCCGGGGGACCUGCGGACGAGGCCUCCCCCGGGGAGGAGGAGGCACAAGACCUCUCCGCUGUGUGCGUCCCCUGCACCAAGAGGCCUGCGCAGGAACAGAGAGCAGGCAGGAGGAAGAUCAGGGUGGUCGGUGGCCACCAGGAGGGCCCGGCCGCCGGUGCGCAGACAGGCAGAGCCAGGCUGUUCAUGGUGGCCGUGAAGCAGGCACUGAGCCCGGCCGGCUUCCACACCUUCACCAGGGCCCUGCAGGACUACAAGGGCUCUGACGACCUGGAGGCCUUGCUGGCCUGCCUCAGCCCACUCCUUGCUGAGGACCCCGAGAAGCACAGCCUACUCCAAGGCUUCUACCAGUUCGUGCGGCCGCACCACAAGCAGCGAUUUGAGGAGCUGUGCCUCCAGCGGACGGGCCACGGCUGUAGCUCCCAGCCUGAGCUCAGCCUUCCUCAGAGGCCGUGGGCCCCGGCGGCGCAGACCCCCAGCGGAGGGAAGGAGUGUGACCCCAAGCUGACCCUGGCUCGGGGUGCAGGACAGCUGGACCCUGGACAGCACCUGAACCAAGGCAGGCCCCACCGGGUCCCCAGACCAGCCCCCGCAGGAGACCCCAGCAGCCGUCCAAAGGAGGGGCCUAGAGCCCCCGGGGCAGAGAAGCAAGGCCCGCCUGCUGUGAGCGCCUACUUGGCAGAUGUCCGGAAGGCCCUGGGGUCCGCAGGCCACAGCCAGCUCCUGGCGGCACUGACCACGUACAAACAGGACAGUGACUUCGAGAAGGUGGUGGCUGUGGUGGCCGCACUCACAACGUCCAGGCCUGAGGACUUGCCCCUGUUGCAAAGGUUUGGCAUGUUCCUGAGACCCCACCACAAGCAGCGUUUCCGGCAGACGUGCGCCGAUCUGAUGGGCCUGGCUGCCCCGAGCGCAGGUACUGGGGUGCCAGGCCCCCAGGAGGCAAGCCCCAGCGUGCCCCCCAACCUCGCCCACAGCGCUUCCAAGCCAGGUGCCCCUCAGUGCGAGAAGCGUGGGACGACCCCGAGCAAGAUUUCCGCCUUCCUCAUGCCCAGCCGGCCCCCCAGCGCCCCGCUCAGGCACGCCCCGUCUGAGUGGGGCUCGGCCUGCCCUGGCUGUGGGGCGGAGGACACGGUCCCCUUCCAGUGCCCCUCCUGCGACUUCCACCGCUGCCAGGCCUGCUGGCGUCAGCUCCUCCAGGUUGGCAGUGGGGCCUGCAGACCUCCGGCAGCUGUCCCCAACCUGGUCGCCCGGGGUGUGGGGGGGCGGUCUGGGCAGCGGCGUCUGGGCAGCACUCCGGUGUCUCCACAGGCUUCUAGAACAUGCCCGGCCUGUCACGCCCCCGCCCGGAAGCAGAGCAUCACGCAGGUCUUCUGGCCAGAGCCCCAUGCCCCCCAGGCACCUUCGUGCAGCGGCCAUGCCGCCGGGACAGCCCCACGAUGUGCGGCCCGUGCCCUCCGCGUCACUACACCCAGUUCUGGAACUACCUGGAGCGCUGCCGCUACUGCAACGUCAUUUGUGGGGAGCGUGAGGAGGAGGCGCGGCCCUGCCAGGCCACUCACAACCGCGCCUGCCGCUGCCGUGCCGGCUUCUUCGCACACGCCGGCUUCUGCCUGGAGCACGCGCCUUGCCCGCCUGGCACCGGCGUGGCUGUCCCCGGAACCCCCAGCCAGAACACGCAGUGCCAGCCGUGUCCCCCUGGCACCUUCUCGGCCAGCAGCUCCCACUCAGAGCCGUGCCAGCCCCACCGCAACUGCACCGCCCUGGGCCUGGUCCUCAACGUGCCAGGCUCCUCCUCUCAUGAUGCCCUGUGCACCAGCUGCACGGGCUUCACGCUCAGCACCAUGGCGCCCGGGGGGCCAGGGGCUGAAGAGUGUGAGCGAGCGGUCAUCGACUUCGUGGCUUUCCAGGACAUGUCCUCCAAGAAGCUCGUGCGCCUGUGGCAGGCGCUGGUGGGCCCGGAGGCCCGGGGUCCCGCGGCCCCGAGGGAGGGCCGUGCGGAGCUGCAGCUGAGGCUGUGGCGGCAGCUCAUGGAGCUCCGGGAUGCGCGGCCUGGGGCGCUAGGGGUG
Enhydra lutris kenyoni (northern sea otter) is the source of this 4933-nucleotide messenger RNA. Its product is annotated as regulator of telomere elongation helicase 1. Lineage: Eukaryota; Metazoa; Chordata; Mammalia; Carnivora; Mustelidae. Gene Ontology annotation, cellular component: nucleus. The coding region runs from base 339 to 4877 and encodes 1512 amino acids. The transcript has 38 exons. Gene Ontology annotation, biological process: DNA replication; DNA recombination; telomeric loop disassembly. Gene Ontology annotation, molecular function: DNA polymerase binding; ATP binding; hydrolase activity, acting on acid anhydrides, in phosphorus-containing anhydrides. The record is from RefSeq and is a predicted model, not a curated record.